Molecule: messenger RNA, 432 nt
Organism: Oldenlandia corymbosa var. corymbosa
Lineage: Eukaryota; Viridiplantae; Streptophyta; Magnoliopsida; Gentianales; Rubiaceae
Source: the annotation of a GenBank genome assembly
AUGGCGAGCUGCAGCAUGGCUUCUGCUGCAUUAGGUUUUGGUUUGACACCAAAUGUGAUCAGCUCAAACACAAGUACAACUUCCAAGAGUGGCAUGCUCUUCUUCCAUUCCAAGAAUCCUGCCACCAACAGUAAUUUGAGGCUUGUUGUACGCGCCGCCGAUGAAGCUGCCGCCGCCCCAGCUGAGACCACCACCGCAACUGAAGAAGCUCCUAAGGCCGCCCCCAAGCCGCCGCCGGUUGGACCCAAGAGAGGAGCAAAGGUAAGAAUUCUGAGGAAGGAAUCAUACUGGUACAAGGAUGUGGGAUCAGUUGUUGCAGUUGAUCAGGAUCCCAAGACUCGCUACCCAGUUGUUGUGAGGUUUAGCAAAGUGAACUACUCAAAUGUAUCUACCAACAAUUAUGCAUUGGACGAAGUCGAAGAAGUCGCAUAA